GCGGCCGUAUGGCGGCUGCGGCGCUGCGCCUGUGCCGCGCUGCGCGCCUGCUGCCGGCGGCUGCCAGGACCCGAAACACGGCCCCAGCGCCGCGGCCGCCUCCGCGCCUCGCUUCCUCCUCCUCCUCUUCCUCCUCCGCCUCCUCUGCUUCCUGGCCCUCUCCGCCGCAGCCCACCAUGCCGGCCUUCCAGUACCCCGAGGUGUACCGCGACGAGACCGCCGUGUUGGAUUACCAUGGAUGUAAAAUCAGCGAUCCAUACUGCUGGCUUGAAGAUCCUGAUAGUGAAGAGACAAAGGCAUUUGUGGAAGCUCAGAACAAGCUCACAGUACCCUUUCUUGAGCAGUGUCCUGUUAGAGGACUGUUCAAGGAACGAAUGACUGAACUUUAUGAUUAUCCUAAGUACAGCUGCCACUUCAAGAAAGGAAAAAGGUAUUUUCACUUCUACAAUACUGGGCUCCAGAAUCAGCGAGUUUUAUAUGUACAAGAUUCCUUAGAUGCUGAUGCCAAAGUUUUUCUUGAUCCAAAUAAGCUUUCUGAUGAUGGCACCGUGGCCUUACGAGGUUACGCAUUCAGUGAAGAUGGUGAAUACUUUGCAUAUGGCCUGAGUUCUAGUGGCUCUGAUUGGAUUACUAUCAAGUUUAUGAAAGUAGAAGGUCAUGAGGAUCUCCCAGAUACACUGGAGAGAGUUAAAUUCAGUUGCAUGGCAUGGACCCAUGAUGGAAAAGGCAUGUUCUAUAACUGCUACCCAAAACAAGAUGGGAAAAGUGAUGGCACUGAGACCUCCACUAAUCUGCAUCAAAAGCUGUAUUAUCACGUAUUAGGAACUAACCAGUCAGAAGAUAUCCUAUGUGCUGAAUUUCCUGAUGAACCAAAAUGGAUGGGGGGAGCUGAGGUGUCUGAUGAUGGUCGGUAUGUCUUGCUGUCUAUCAGAGAAGGCUGUGAUCCAGUGAACAGACUGUGGUACUGUGAUCUACAGAAGGAGUCUCAGGGUAUAUCAGGAAUUCUUCAAUGGGUGAAGCUGAUAGAUAACUUUGAGGCCGAGUAUGAGUAUGUCACCAAUGAAGGAACAGUGUUCACUUUCAAGACAAACCGCCAUUCUCCAAAUUAUCGGUUAAUCAACAUUGACUUCAGUGAUCCAGAGGAAUCGAAAUGGAAAGUUCUCGUCCCUGAACAUGAGAAAGAUGUUCUAGAAUGGGUUGCUUGUGUGAGGUCCAAUUUCCUGGUUUUGUGCUACUUGCAUGAUGUGAAGAAUAUCCUGCAGCUUCAUGACCUAGCCACCGGUGCACAUCUCAAGACUUUUCCCCUAGAAGUUGGUAGUAUUGUGGGAUAUAGUGGCCAAAAGAAGGACACUGAAAUAUUCUACCAGUUUACUUCCUUUUUAUCUCCAGGUAUUAUAUAUCACUGUGAUCUGACCAAAGAGGAACUGGAGCCUACAGUUUUCCGAGAAGUGACUGUUAAAGGAUUUGAUCCUUCGGUUUACCAGACAAUUCAGGUUUUCUACCCUAGCAAAGAUGGCACUAAAAUCCCAAUGUUUAUUAUUCACAAGAAAGGAAUUAAAUUAGAUGGUUCUCAUCCUGCCUUCUUGUAUGGAUAUGGAGGCUUCAACAUAUCAAUUACACCAAGCUACAGCGUGUCAAGGCUUAUUUUUGUGCAACACCUGGGAGGUGUUCUAGCAGUGGCGAACAUCCGGGGUGGGGGCGAAUAUGGAGAGACCUGGCACAAAGGUGGUAUCUUGGCCAACAAACAAAAUUGCUUUGAUGACUUUCAGUGUGCUGCCAAAUACCUCAUCAAGGAAGGCUACACAUCCCCAAAGAAGCUGACUAUUAAUGGAGGCUCAAAUGGGGGCCUCUUAGUUGCUGCCUGUGCUAAUCAGCGCCCUGACUUGUUUGGUUGUGCCAUUGCCCAAGUGGGAGUGAUGGACAUGCUCAAAUUCCACAAGUACACCAUCGGCCAUGCUUGGACCACAGACUAUGGUUGCUCUGACUGUAAGGAGCAGUUUGAAUGGCUGCGCAAGUACUCUCCACUUCACAAUGUCAAAUUACCAGAAGAAGAUGACAUCCAGUAUCCCUCCACACUGCUUCUCACAGCAGACCACGAUGACCGUGUGGUCCCUCUGCAUUCUCUGAAGUUCAUCGCUACCCUGCAGUACAUUGUGGGCCGAAGCAGUAAACAAACCAAUCCACUUCUCAUCCAUGUUGACACCAAGGCUGGGCAUGGAGCCGGAAAGCCAACUGCUAAAGUUAUAGAAGAAGUGUCAGAUAUGUUUGCUUUUGUAGCACGAUGUCUAAAUCUUGAGUGGAUUGAAUAGGAAAAAUGCUUAUUACUGUCUACUUUAGAAAACAAGGGCUUUAACAUUUAAGAACAGCCACACUACUACUUGGUGUAGUACUUACAUUUAAGAACUGCAGUUUAAUAUUUUAUUGAUCCAACCUGCUAUGAAGUUUUGAUCUUCUGUGCUUUCCUCUUUUUGGUAUUUCUUUGAUUUUUUUUCUACUGCAUUCCAAACUCCAUUUUGAAAAGCAUGUUCAAAAAAAUAGCUGAGCUACUCUCAGUACUGUUGUGAAAAUGUAGAUUUCAAAAUUAGUGCUAUUUGAGCUUCUUUCCUGUAAACAAUUUUAAUGUAUUUCACCUAUAAACAUAUCCAGAUCAUUUGUAAUUAAAUGUAAGUACUGUUCACAUA
Molecule: messenger RNA, 2681 nt
Organism: Taeniopygia guttata (zebra finch)
Lineage: Eukaryota; Metazoa; Chordata; Aves; Passeriformes; Estrildidae
Gene: PREP
Product: prolyl endopeptidase
Biological process (GO): proteolysis
Cellular component (GO): cytosol
Molecular function (GO): serine-type endopeptidase activity; oligopeptidase activity
Source: RefSeq, a predicted model, not a curated record